Psilocybe cubensis is the source of this 990-nucleotide messenger RNA. RefSeq lists its product as uncharacterized. Lineage: Eukaryota; Fungi; Basidiomycota; Agaricomycetes; Agaricales; Agrocybaceae. Gene Ontology annotation, biological process: inositol metabolic process; phosphatidylinositol phosphate biosynthetic process; signal transduction. The record is from RefSeq and is a predicted model, not a curated record. Gene Ontology annotation, molecular function: inositol monophosphate 1-phosphatase activity. The transcript has 7 exons. The coding region runs from base 1 to 990 and encodes 329 amino acids.
AUGACCUCACCUGAACUCACCUCUGCUGACCUGCGAAGUAUUCUUGAUUUUACCGUUAAACUCGCUCGUAAGGCAGGCGACAUCAUUCUUGAGGGCUCUGCUGCAAUCCAGUCGGCCUCUUCCGAAUCGGGAGUUGGUGAAAAGAAGAACUCGGUGGAUCUGGUUACAGAAUUCGAUGUCAAGGUUGAGGAGCUGGUCAAAAAGGAGCUCAAGUCCCAAUAUCCGACCUUCCAAUUUAUUGGAGAAGAAUCUUAUGCUGCAGGCUCGCGCCCUCCUCUGACAGACACGCCUACUUUCUGCGUUGAUCCUAUAGAUGGCACAACUAAUUUUAUCCAUGGAUUUCCAUUUGUCUGCAUUUCAUUGGGCCUGAUUUAUAGACGUCAGCCCAUCCUUGGGGUCAUCUACAAUCCGUUUUUGGACCAUUUGUACACCGGUAUAUCAGGCCAGGGCUCGUACUUGACGUCAAAAGAUUCUGAACCGGUUAGAUUGCCCCUUUCCAAGCCUGCAAAACCAUUAUCUUCAUUGAGUCAAGCAUUAAUCGCUGUCGAAUGGGGGUCAGAUCGUUCGCAGACUACAAUUAAUGCCAAAUCAAGUUCCUUCUCCCGCCUUGCUGGGGAUCCUGCACAAGGCGUAGCUGACGCAAAGAUGGCUCAUUCACUUAGGUCCGUGGGAAGUGCUGCGUUAAACUUUGCACUGGUUGCGCAAGGGGGCCUUGAUUUGUACUGGGAAAUCGGAUGCUGGCCAUGGGAUGUUUGUGCGGGUAUUGUCAUUGCACAAGAAGCUGGGGCAGUCGUUUGUGGAUCCUACGCUAGUUUUUCCUCCACCUCCAAAGAGAAUAAAUUCGGUGUCGUUACGGAGGAAAUACUAACUGGAAGAAAGUAUAUUGUUGUCCGUGCAAUAGGAGAUGCUCAGACCGAGAAGGGUGUUGAGACGCAGCGGAGGAUUAUUGAGGAAUUCUACACCACUGUCGAGGAAGUUGAACCCGUUUGA